Messenger RNA from Rhizophagus irregularis DAOM 181602=DAOM 197198, 996 nucleotides. NCBI's taxonomy places the organism in Eukaryota, Fungi, Glomeromycota, Glomeromycetes, Glomerales, Glomeraceae. The record is from RefSeq and is a predicted model, not a curated record.
AUGGCACACUUGGCCAAAUAUUCUAAUAUUAUCAACCUUGAACAGAUCACUAAACGUAAUAUUAAUGGAAAGAGCUUUCUUAACAUCCUACGUAUUGCCCUUCAGAAGGUAGAACUCAUCAGAACAACCGAUAUUCUAGGAUAUGUAGAGCGUAUUUUACUGACUGAAGAAUACAACAAUACUAAAAACUUUGUUAAAAACCAUAAACCUGUACUUAAGGAACUUGAUGUUAAGAAUGAAGUUCAACUCAUCUACUUAUUAUUUACUCUCGCCACUGUUGCUGAUGAGUAUGAAGUCUCUUUGAAAAAUUACAUUGAGAAAACAAUCCAAGAACAAGUAGUGCAGUUUAAGCCAACAGAAUUAGCCAAUGAUAUACCAGUAUCAAUAAAAGUACAACUGAUGGAAACAGAAAUUUUUGAAAAUGUCGAAUACCAAUUAAUGGAUGUGGAAUACAACGAUCAAAACACUGAACACCAAUUAGAAGACGUGAUUGCAGAAUCUUCAACAAAGAAUUCUAAACAGAGUUCCACAAAAUUGAAUGUCAAAACUAUACCCUAUACUCCAAAAGGAAAAAGACGUACUGUCACGUUUGCAGAAAUGGCCUUCAGGAACUUAGAUGUAAGCAGCAAUCAUAAUACCUUCCUGACUCCACCUGGUAAUAGGCAAAAAGUUAACGUGACCAAGCGAUCAGCAUCUGAUAGCAAGGAAAGAGAACAAUUUCAGGCUGUAGUGAAAGAUUUACCUGGAACUGUCAUCACUUCAAUGCUGUAUCCUACAGAUUCUUCCCAAUCACCUAUAUCCCAUUUGGGAUGUAAAGCUUUCAAAAUGGUUCACGAGAAAAGUACCCACAAGCUCAUCAUGUAUUAUGAAAAUUGGACUGAUUUGGAUAAAAUUACGAAUACCAAGUUGAACUUGCCAGAAUAUGAAGGUGUUUGGACUAGGUAUUUCUUGUCUCAACUAUCUAAAGGUUGUAAUCGAUCACCAAGAAAUGGCUGA